Messenger RNA from Mus caroli (Ryukyu mouse), 1613 nucleotides. RefSeq names its product DNA polymerase delta 2, accessory subunit (gene Pold2). Gene Ontology annotation, molecular function: DNA binding. The record is from RefSeq and is a predicted model, not a curated record. Gene Ontology annotation, biological process: DNA replication; DNA strand elongation involved in DNA replication. Gene Ontology annotation, cellular component: delta DNA polymerase complex. NCBI's taxonomy places the organism in Eukaryota, Metazoa, Chordata, Mammalia, Rodentia, Muridae.
GAUUGGCUGGAUGCGCCGAUGGGCGGGACGAGCGCGCGGAGAUUGGCGGGAUGCGGCGUGGCGCGUGAUAACUCCUCGGCCUGGACACAGCUGCUUGGACCAAACAAGCCAGGAGUGCUGCCAUGUUCUCAGAGCAGGCAGCACAGAGGGCCCACACUCUGCUCUCCCCGCCCUCUGCCAGCAAUGCCACCUUUGCCCGGGUACCUGUGGCAACUUACACCAACUCCUCACAGCCCUUCCGACUGGGAGAGCGCAGCUUUAACCGGCAGUACGCCCAUAUUUAUGCCACCCGCCUCAUCCAGAUGAGACCGUUCCUGGUGAGCCGGGCACAGCAACACUGGGGCAGCCGAGUUGAAGUGAAGAAGUUGUGUGAGCUGCAGCCUGGGGAGCAGUGCUGUGUGGUGGGCACGCUGUUCAAAGCCAUGCCUCUCCAACCCUCCAUCCUGCGGGAGAUCAGCGAGGAGCACAACCUGAUCCCCCAACCUCCACGGAGCAAAUACAUCCACCCGGAUGACGAGCUGGUCUUAGAAGAUGAGCUGCAGCGUAUCAAACUGAAAGGCACCAUUGAUGUGUCAAAGCUGGUCACAGGAACGGUCUUGGCUGUGUUGGGCUCUGCGAAAGAUGACGGGAGGUUUCAGGUUGAAGACCACUGCUUUGCUGACCUGGCUCCACAGAAGCCGGUACCCCCACUUGAUACAGACAGAUUUGUGCUACUGGUAUCCGGACUGGGCCUGGGCGGCGGUGGCGGGGAGAGCCUCCUGGGCACCCAGCUGCUGGUGGACGUGGUGACAGGACAGCUUGGGGACGAAGGAGAACAGUGCAGUGCUGCCCACGUCUCUCGAGUCAUCCUCGCAGGCAACCUGCUCAGCCAUAACACCCAGAGCAGAGACUCCAUCAACAAGGCCAAAUACCUCACCAAGAAAACCCAGGCAGCUAGUGUGGAGGCAGUCAAAAUGCUGGACGAGAUCCUUCUGCAACUGAGUGCCUCGGUACCUGUGGAUGUGAUGCCAGGCGAGUUUGAUCCCACCAACUAUACACUCCCGCAGCAGCCCCUGCACCCCUGCAUGUUCCCGCUGGCCACCGCCUACUCCACACUCCAGCUGGUCACCAACCCAUACCAAGCCACCAUUGAUGGAGUAAGGUUCCUGGGGACAUCUGGACAGAACGUGAGUGAUAUCUUCCGGUAUAGCAGCAUGGAAGACCACUUAGAGAUCCUAGAGUGGACCCUGCGGGUUCGUCACAUCAGCCCCACGGCUCCAGACACCCUAGGGUGCUACCCCUUCUACAAAACCGACCCGUUCAUCUUUCCGGAAUGCCCUCAUGUCUACUUCUGUGGCAACACCCCCAGCUUUGGUUCCAGAAUCAUCCGAGGUCCUGAGGACCAGGUAGUGUUGUUAGUGGCUGUUCCUGACUUUAGCUCCACACAGACGGCCUGCCUAGUGAACCUGCGCAGCCUGGCCUGCCAGCCUAUCAGCUUUGCGGGCUUCGGGGCAGAGCAAGAGGACCUGGAGGACCUGGGGCUGGGUCCCUAGUGAGAGGCAGCGGGCUCAGGACAUCACCCGUGCAAUGCAAGCCCUGUAAAUAAAUAAAACAUGAAUUUUUCACAGGUCUGA